AUGCCUCCCAGGAAAACGAAAGGUGGAGGAAAGAAAGCAGCGUCAGGAGGAGACGAAGGUGGAUCGCACCUGCACCUGGAUCAAAGGCCGAUAGAACCUACUGGUCAGAAGAAAGACAUCGGGAAAGAGACGCAGAAAUUGGACGCACAGGUUGCGAAAUGCAAAGCUGGCGUUGCAUGGGUGAAUUUGCUGGAUAUCGCAGACACCCUGAAAUUCGGGGUGUACAACGAUCGACCUGAAAAAGACGAGGAAACGAACAAAUUAGUUACGUCCUUCAAGACGUUGGGUAUCACACCGAUGAAAGACACGGCAGCAAUCCCAAUCAUCGUGGAUAUGAAACGCGUAGAGAACAAGGACUCACUGUUGAAGAAUUUCGACGAACCGGAGAAGGUUAGCGAACUGAAGAUGAAGGACAAGAAUCAUAUCGUUGUCGCGUCGGGCCAGCAUCGUCUUUCGGCACUCAAGCGAUACACGCAGUCCUUGCGCGACGAAGUCGAAAUGUUCGACAAGAAGCGAAACAAGAUCAUGGGCAUGUCGAAACUAACGCCAGAAAACGUUCAGCAGCACAACGAGUACCGGGCACAACAAUGCGACAUACUUGAUAUCCUCCACAACAUCGGCCAGUGGGGGGUGAUCGUGUACGAUCAAGGCAAAUUGCUUGCGGAUGGGGAUGAGUUGGCCAACCAUCUGAGUAGGAAUAGUACCUUGCACGAAUACAAGGAGACGGAUGAGGAGUCGCUCGUCAGGGCGUUGAAAAAGAUCAAGGUCGUGUACGACACAUCGCCUGAGAACAAACGCGAUACCCUGGCGACAAACAUGCUUAGUGAGAUUCGCGCCACGGCAGACAAAAACUCACGUCUGCAGAAGGUCCUGCAUCACGACAGACUGUGUAUGUUUCUCGCUACGCGACUCCUGACAUUGGGACGGCACGUCAGACAUCGACAGGAGUUUUCGGUGACAUGGCUAUCAAAGUCCAUCGAUGUUUGCAUUGGAAUAUAUAUGUCCUGGUGUGAAAUCCGCCUGGGCACUUUGAGGAAAUUAGGCUCGGAAGAUGAAUUUGCGAGUUACGAGACCGUGAUGAAGCUGCUUGACAAAGCCGAAGGAGGAAACGAGGAGGCUAAGAAACAAACGAAGGCAGUUACCAAUGGCUGCGACAUGGCCAUAUGGGCCCAAGUCCUCGAGGCCAUGGACAAACACGCGAACGACGCGUUUAGCGAAAUAAAGGACCAGAUUGGAGAGAUGUCGCCGAAGUACAUCAUGCAUUUAAGUUCCUAUCGGUCCAAAGUCAUCAAAACGCUGCGGGACACGUGGCAUCUAACGUCCAACGCCAAUAUCAAGAAUAAUCAAAUUUUAACGCACCUUGACAGCAUCGUCGCACGCGUUGCGCUUCACCUCACGCCUCAAGAAGGCAAAACAGAAGCUCCAGAGCCGUUGCUGGGAGGCUUCAUGAUGACAUACGCUUGGGCGUCGUUCACGAAGAUAGAGGAAGGUAUCGGAGAGGUCUGUCGAUGGUUCGAGGCGCUCAUCGACUAUUAUCGUCCGUUGCACCCCAAGACCCACACGAUGGACGAUUGGUCGAGCGUGAUGUUAGCGAACAUCGCGAAAGAUCCGCGAUUCGCUGACCACGGACAUAACAACCCCAGAGAGGUCACCAAAAUUAUUUGGACUCACAGACGUACCUUGAUGAUGCGGUUGAACAACUGUAUCGUGAACGACAAGCACAAGCUUCCGCCAAGACCGAAAGAGAAGAAAGAAGUCGAGGCCGAAUACUUCAAGUUACCUGAGGCUGAGACCCUCGCGAGUGAGGCACUCGGCAAAUUUCUUGUCUCGAAAAGGACGAAGAACGGUCCCAAAAACCGUAACUUGGCUAUGGAAGCCCACGUCAUUGCAGGCAUGAUGGCCCUGCACACGACCGGUUGGGAUUGGCUGAGCCCGGCGCUCAAAAACGGUCCCAGAGACAUCGAGCCCUGCUACCGUCCGAAGCUCUUGCGUGACAAGUAUGUCGGGGCGCUUCGUCGGCUGAUCGAGCAGGCACUGUCUUCUCGCCUUGAAAAGGAAUGGGUUUGGUGGGAUGGACUAAAGCUUGGCGAGUCCCAGCUGGACCCCAAGGAAGUCCUCAAGACCAUCGAAGGCAAGGCCGUCGUCGAGCAGCAACAGACGCGUGACCGUCUUCUUCUUGAGGACAAAGACCGUGAUGCUCUCAACAAAUUCGUGAGUCAUGUGAUGAGCAUGUCGUGCGUUCGCUCCGGUACCAGCCCACACUCGCUGCUGUCCGCUGAUGUCGCACGUCCCUUGGUAGAAGUCAUUAAAGGAAUAGAGCUCAAUUGUGCAAGACUUCGUUACCGUAUUCUCAACAAUGACCCUACCAAGCCUUUCGAAGUAGAUGUACACAAAGUUGCCCUUGGUAUCGACAUACCAGAGUCGUACGAAGACCCAUUCACCAUGGCAUCGGCAGAUGGCGAAGAAGACGAACCAUUGGAGAAGGAGCCUGCUCCGAAGAAGAAGAAUAAGAAAGGGAAGAGUCGAGCAGUUGACGUCGAGGGUCCUCCUGUCCCGGAGCAAGACAAAGAGCCAACAAAUGCACCUGCACGCUCUGAGUCUCCUCCCGUUCAUCACGUCGACGAUCCUCCUGUUGACACGCAGACCCCCGUUCCUCAGUCCAAGACACUCAAGACUUCGGCUGGUAAGCCCAAACCUCGUCCCGUCCCUCGCAAACAACGUCAACCAUCCCCGCAUGCCUUGGACGACAAUAUCGAAAUCAUCGACGAUUCACUCAACUCUGUGGGUCGCGAUGUUCAAACUAAUGAUGAUGAAUCGGUCACUCCACGUCCACCCGUGCUCACUCUCACCGAACAGACUUCGUCUUCGGAUGGACCUUCUGGUAACACUGAGACUGACCAAGCUCCCGCACAUGCCACCGUCUUACCCACGGCUGGUUCAAUAGUUGCUCCCGAGGCUUCCGCACACGGAACAGUUGCAUCCGCGGACAAUGCACCAGUUCCUCCUCCGUCUUCCGCCGUGGCAACGGUUCCAUCGGAGGAAACCAACAAAGAUCCUGCUGGCAUUCUCACUGGUACCGUCCCAUCCCUCACUCCAUCCCCGUCUGGUCUUCCCCAUGGCUUUGGGACGGAUGAUACCAGUUGGUAUGAUCCAAACGCCGGAGAAGACGACGGAGACCACGACAUGCAAGAUCGUUCCAGCAGCAGCGAGGACGAAAAUGGAGACGAAGAUUCGCGUAGCACUAGUCGCGUGUCAGAUUUUGACGACCCUCGUGAUGCAACGUACGUCCCAACUCAGCCGUUGACUCAAAAGUCCUUGCCCCCUCGUACCAAGGAACCUCGCGGUGUCGUUGCUGCUCCUACUAAACGUUCUCGUGCUGCAACUGGCGCUUCUUCUUCAUCUUCCAUGCAUGGACGUGGCAGACAGCAGAAGAAGAAGUCCAAAGUCACCGUCGAAGAUGAUGAGGAUGAUGAGGAGGAAGGAACUGUCAUCCCGGGCGUUUAG
This is a messenger RNA of Suillus discolor, 3504 nucleotides long. RefSeq lists its product as uncharacterized. Bases 1 to 3504 code for a protein of 1167 amino acids. The record is from RefSeq and is a predicted model, not a curated record. The transcript has 18 exons. NCBI's taxonomy places the organism in Eukaryota, Fungi, Basidiomycota, Agaricomycetes, Boletales, Suillaceae.